Messenger RNA from Salvia miltiorrhiza (redroot sage), 3724 nucleotides. RefSeq names its product kinesin-like protein KIN-7N. NCBI's taxonomy places the organism in Eukaryota, Viridiplantae, Streptophyta, Magnoliopsida, Lamiales, Lamiaceae. Gene Ontology annotation, molecular function: microtubule binding; microtubule motor activity; ATP binding. The transcript has 18 exons. Bases 97 to 3573 code for a protein of 1158 amino acids. The record is from RefSeq and is a predicted model, not a curated record. Gene Ontology annotation, biological process: microtubule-based movement.
CCCAACAAUUCUCAAAUUAUUGGUACACCCAGAAAACACGAAGCAGGAAGAAAGACACAGAAAUUAAAACAGUCUGCGUGAUUGUAAGUGAGAGAAAUGGAGAAGAUCUGCGUAGCAGUGAGAGUGAGACCAUCUGCGAACGAAGAAAUUGUUAAUGGAUUUAACUGGAAGGUUGAAAGCAACCGUAUUUCGCUGCACAGAUCUCACGGCACCCCCAUUUCUGGGAUUUCUUAUGCUUUUGAUCAUUUGUUCGAUCAGGACUGCAGUAAUGGUACAGUGUACGAGCUUCUGAUCAAGGACAUAAUUAAUGCUGCUAUUCAGGGGUUUAAUGGAACUGCAUUUGCUUAUGGACAGACUAGUAGUGGAAAAACUUUUACUAUGAAUGGUUCAGAAAAUGAUCCAGGAAUUAUCCAUAGAGCUGUCAGAGACAUUUUUCAAAAAAUUGAGGAGACAUCGGAUAGGGAGUUUCUGAUUCGAGUUUCCUACAUGGAAAUUUACAAUGAAGACAUUAAUGAUCUUUUUUCUGUGGAAAAUCAAAAACUUCAGAUUCAUGAGAGUUUGGUGCGUGGAGUAUUUGUUGCAGGGCUAAGGGAGGAAAUUGUAAACAGUGCUGACCAAGUGCUCCAACUUAUCCAACUCGGAGAAGCUAAUAGGCAUUUUGGUGAUACCAACAUGAAUGCUCGGAGCAGUAGAUCACAUACUAUUUUUAGGAUGGUAAUCGAAAGCAAAGGGAAUGAUAACAGAUUCAAUGAUAGUCCUGAUGAUGCUAUCCGUGUCUCUGUCCUGAAUUUAGUUGACUUAGCCGGGUCUGAAAGAGUAGCAAAAACUGGUGCUGGCGGAGUGCGUUUGAAGGAAGGAAAGCACAUUAACAAGAGCUUAAUGAUUCUUGGUAAUGUGAUCAACAAACUGAGCGAGGGUGGAAAGCAAAGGGCUCACAUCCCUUAUCGGGACAGUAAGCUUACUCGCAUUCUUCAGCCGGCAUUAGGUGGAAAUGCAAAAACUUCAAUAAUUUGUACCAUUGCGCCUGAAGAGAUCCACAUAGAAGAAUCAAAAGGGACUCUUCAGUUCGCUAGCAGAGCAAAGAGGAUAACCAACUGUGUUCAAGUGAAUGAGAUAUUGACAGACGCUGCCCUAUUGAAGAGACAAAAAUUAGAAAUAGAGGAACUUCGGAGUAAACUUCAGUGGUCUCAUGCCGAAGUAUUGGAGAAAGAAAUCUUGAAACUGAGGAAUGACAUGCUGAAGUAUGAAUUGGAGCGGGAGAAGCUCGCCACAGAACUAGAAGAGGAAAGGAGAUCACAAAAGGAGCGGGAACAAUGCAUUAAGGAGCAGCAAAUGAAAAUUUACAAUCUUAGCAAUCUGGUUACCUUGUCAGACUCUGAUAGAAGCUCUUCCCAUAAUGGGGUCAAAGAAUGCCUUCCAGAUGAAAGUAGCUGUAGUCACAGCAUGCGCCAGGAAGAUGCUUUUAAUACACCAUGUCUUAAAACACUUCCUAAUGUUUUUGUUGCUAAGCGGUCGCAUUACUCAAGCCAACCAGAGUGUAGCCCUCUUCCAGAUAUGUUUGGUGAUUUUGCCGAUGAAGAUACAUGGAUGAAAAUGAAUAAAGGUUACAUAGUUGACCUCGAUUCACUUCAUACGCCUCCGUCGAGGAAGGUCCAAUCAUUUCCAAUUAGUGAGGAUUGCUCAAUGGAGAAUUCCAAUCAAGAAAUGCAAAAUCUCCGCAGACAGCUAGAGCUUGUCAUAGAGGAAAGAGAUGAAUUCAAGAGGAAGUAUUCGGAACAAGUCUCAUUUAAUGACCAAUUGACAAAAGAGAAAUCUGAACUUCAACUAGAGAUAUUGCCGACACUAGUAGUUCCGCAAAAGCUGCUUGAGACUGUGACACAUUGCAAAGGCAUUCACAACGAAGUUUUUUCUAUUAUACAGAACAUUAUAGCUGAUGAGAAAUCUGCAAUUUCUCAAAUACUCGCUACCACAACUGAAGUUGGAACCUCCCUUUUCUCAACUUUAGAAUCUCAUCUAUUGAUGGCUGUGGAUGGCAAGAGACCCUCUUCAUUAGAUGAAUGCUUCGUACAAGAGCAAUACACCAUGCUCCAUCAGAAGUUGUGUGCUGCAGUUUACUCCUGGGUUUCAUCAGAUGGAACAACUAUGGGGAAUGAACAUAAGCAGAAUUCUACUUACAGCAGCAAUACUAAGGGCACUUUGGGGGGAGAAAUUGCUUGUUGGAAGCAGGCAUUGGAAAAUGAAGUUGGAGAAAUCAAACACAAGUACAAUGACUUGGAAAAAGAGUUGGAAGUUAAAAAUCAGCUACUUGAGGUUGCCGAAGGAGAAUAUCAUAGCUUGCAAAGAGAGUUCCGUCUUGUUAAAGAAGACCGAGAUGCAACGCUUGAAAGAAUCUCCAGUUCGUCUCAAAUGGUCCAGGCAUUGGAAAAUGAAGUCAAAGAAAUCAAACACAAGUACAAUGACUUGGAAAAAGAGUUGGAAGUUAAAAAUCAGCUACUUGAGGUUUCUGAUGAAAAAUAUCAUAGCAUGGAAAGAGAGUUCCGUCUUGUAACAGAAGAUCGAGAUGCAGCGCUUGAAAGAAUCUCCAGUUUGUCUCGAACCCUCCAGGCAUUGGAAAAUGAUGUCGAAGAAAUCAAGCACAAGUACAAUGGCUUGGAAAAAGAGUUGGAAGUUAAAAAUCAGCUAUUUGAGGUUGCCGAAGGAGAAUAUCAUAGCUUGCAAAGAGAGUUCCGUCUUGUAACAGAAGACCGAGAUGCAGCCCUUGAAAGAACCUCCAGUUCAUCUCAAAUGCUCCAGGCAUUGGAAAAUGAACUCAGAGAAAUCAGACAUAAGUACAAUGACUUGGAAAAAGAGUUGGAAGUUAAAAAUCAGCUACUCGAGGUUUCUGAAGGAAAAUAUCAUAGCAUGGAUAGGGGGUUCCAUCUUGUAACGGAAGAACGAGAUACAGCACUCGAGCGAAUCACCAGCUGGUCUCAAACACUUCAGGCAUUGGAAAAUGAAGUCGAAGAAAUCAAAGAUAAGAACAAUGACUUGGAAAAAGAGUUGGAAGUUAAAAAUCAACUACUUGAGGUUUCUGAAGGAAAAUGUCAUAGCAUGGAAAGGGAGUUCCGUCUUAUAACAGAGGAGCGAGAUACAGCCCUUGAAAGAACCUCCAGUUCGUCUCAAAUGCUCCAGGCAUUGGAAAAUGAAGUCGAAGAAAUCAAACAUAAGUACAAUGACUUGGAAAAGGAGUUGGAAGUUAGAAACCAGCUUCUUACGGUUUCUGAAGGAAAACUUCAUAGCUUGGAAAGGGAGUUUCAUCUUUUAAAAGAAGACCGAGAUGCAGUGCUCCAUAGAAUCUCCAGUUCGUCUCAAAUUCUUACACAAAUUAGUGGCGAAAAGGACAGAGUUCUAAAGGAGCUUAACACUGAAGUAAGGAGGAGAAAGAAGCUCGAAGAAGAUAUCAAACAGUUUAAAGCUGCUUUUGCAUGUCGACAGAGGUCAGUAACAUCUUUCCACAGUGAGUUCAAGUCUGUGCUUGAAACCAUGAAGGCGCAGAAGUAUCCGACUUCAUUAUCCAAAUCUCAUGGAUCUUGAAGGUCUCUAAUCUCCCUGCUCUGUUACAGUUAAUCUUAUUUAGUUGUCUAUAAUUUACUUCACCCAUGAAAGAUGUUUUAGGUGCGUAAUGUAACAAUGAUUCAAUUAUUUUCGGCAAUGUAAUGUCAUUGAACUGAGGCAUUUGGUGAUC